Messenger RNA from Vespa mandarinia (Asian giant hornet), 1755 nucleotides. It is a transcript of the gene Cndp2, whose product is annotated as Cytosolic non-specific dipeptidase 2. NCBI's taxonomy places the organism in Eukaryota, Metazoa, Arthropoda, Insecta, Hymenoptera, Vespidae. Gene Ontology annotation, biological process: proteolysis. Gene Ontology annotation, molecular function: metallodipeptidase activity. The record is from RefSeq and is a predicted model, not a curated record.
UGACACAAAAUAUAGUUGGUUAUAAAUCACAUGAAUUGAUGAGAGAAGAGAAACAGUAAAUAAAUUGAUAAGAUACUGUAAUUCGUCAUGUUCUGACAUCAUAGUAUUAAAAUCAUACAUUUUUAUUCUUUUGAUGUUUUCUCUGGUUAUAUAAUACAAAAAAAAAAUUAUCAGUUGUUAGUUCGACAUUACAACUCUUUAAAAUGACGGAGCAAAAAGCGAAAGCUCUACCUGAAACAUUAACAAAGUUGUUUGGAUAUAUAGACGCUCAUAAGGUAGAAUAUAUUGAUAAUCUGCGAGAAGCAGUUGCUAUAAAAUCUGUCUCUGCAUGGCCAGAUCAUAGAAAUGAAAUAAUUAAAAUGGUAAAAUGGAUGGAAGAGAAAUUAAAAGAACUUGGUGCUACUACGGAAUUAGCAGAUAUAGGAGUACAAAAAUUGCCAAAUGAUAUUGAAAUUCCACUUCCACCUGUACUCUUGGGUAAUCUUGGUUCCAAUCCUAAAAAGAAAACUGUACUUUUAUAUGGACAUUUAGAUGUUCAGCCAGCGCUUAAAGAAGAUGGAUGGGAUACUGAGCCUUUUGUCCUUACCGAAAAAAAUGAUAAACUUUAUGGACGUGGUAGUACGGAUGAUAAAGGACCAGUUUUGUGUUGGCUUCAUGCACUUCAAGCUUAUAAAGCCAUCGGUGAAGACAUUCCAGUUAAUAUAAAGUUUGUAUUCGAAGGUAUGGAAGAAAGUGGGAGCGAAGGAUUGGAUGAAUUACUUUGGAGUCGUAAGAAUACUUUCUUAAAAGGAACAGAUUAUGUUUGCAUAUCUGAUAACUAUUGGUUGGGUACUACAAAACCUUGUAUUACAUAUGGAUUAAGAGGAAUUUGUUAUUUUCAAAUUGAGGUAACAUGUGCAAGCAAAGAUUUGCAUAGUGGUACAUUUGGUGGUAUUGUACAUGAAGCAAUGGCAGAUCUCAUUUAUUUGAUGAAUACUUUGGUAGACGUCAAUGGGAAAAUAUUGAUAAAUGAAAUUUACGAUAACGUUGCUCCUAUUACUGUUCAAGAAUUAAAUAGUUAUGAAACUAUUGAAUUCGACGUGAAUGAACUUCGCGAUUCUUGUGGAGCAGUUACAUUACCUCAUAACGAGGACAAGAUUCAACUUUUGAUGCAUCGUUGGAGACAGCCAAGUUUAUCCCUUCAUGGAAUUGAAGGUGCUUUUAGCGAACCUGGUGCAAAAACUGUUAUUCCAAGAAAAGUUAUUGGAAAAUUUUCAAUUAGAUUGGUACCAAACAUGACGCCAGAGUUAACUGUAGCAAAAGUAACUAAAUAUUUGAAAGCAAAAUGGGAAGCCAGAAAAAGUCCAAAUAAAUUUAACGUUAUUAUGAAUCAUGGAGGCAAACCAUGGUCAGAAAAUCCUGAUCAUCCGAAUUAUAUAGCCGGACGAACUGCUACUAAACACGUUUAUAAUGUCGACCCUGAUCUUUCUCGCGAGGGUGGAUCUAUUCCUGUUACUCUUACAUUCCAAGAGACCACAGGUAAAAAUGUUUUGCUCUUACCUGUUGGAGCUGGUGAUGAUGGAGCUCAUUCUCAAAAUGAGAAGUUAAAUAUAUAUAAUUACAUUCAAGGGACAAAAUUGUUGGGCGCUUAUCUCUAUGAAGUUGCUAACGUUUAAUGUGCAAUUAAUAUCAUAAAAACUUUGCCAUUGCAUACUAAUUACUAUGAUACUUGUUAUAUCAUUUAAAGUUACAAUUACAUUUAUUAUUCUUAUGAAA